Messenger RNA from Lathyrus sativus (Indian pea), 423 nucleotides. The record is from the annotation of a GenBank genome assembly. NCBI's taxonomy places the organism in Eukaryota, Viridiplantae, Streptophyta, Magnoliopsida, Fabales, Fabaceae.
AUGUCAAAAGCCUUUAACUCUGUAUUUGUAUCUGCAAGAGCCAAGCCCAUUGUGACUAUGCUUGAAGAGAUUAUAGUGUACCUGAUGCAAAGGUGGGAGCUUAACAGACAAAAUAUUUCCAAAUAUGCUGAUGCCAUUAUAUUAAAUAUCAAAAAGAAGUUGGAAAAAGAAUUGCAAAGAACUAACAGUUGGAUUGUUAGGCGUGCCGGUGAAGUAGACUAUAAGGUUAGUCAUAUAUCACUCAUAGAAGAAAAGUUUGUUGUUAAUCUAUCAAAGCAUGAGUGUUCAUGUAGAAGGUGGGUGCUGAUUGGGAUACCGUGUUGUCGUGCCCUUUCAUAUAUGAAGGAUCAACAUUUAAAAGUAGAUGAUUUGUCUCUGAUUAUUACAAAAAGCAGUGUUAUGAGGCUUGUUAUGUACCAAUGA